This is a messenger RNA of Anisakis simplex (herring worm), 1446 nucleotides long. The record is from the annotation of a GenBank genome assembly. Lineage: Eukaryota; Metazoa; Nematoda; Chromadorea; Rhabditida; Anisakidae.
AUGAAAUCAUCAAGUGAUUUUGAACCAAAUAUUUUCGAGUUAGAACCAUCGACAAGAUCACUGUUAGUAUAUCCAGGUGAAGAACGUCAACUGACAUGUCGAAUCUCGAAUCUAGAUGACAAUAUCCGGAUGGAAUGGCUCAAGAACAACGCACCGAUAUUGACGACCACCUCAAAACGACUUCAACUGAACUCAUCAUCCGACAAUCAAACCAAGUCUCUAACAAUAACGUUUCAUCCAGUCGAAUGGGACGAUGAAGGUGACUGGAUUUGUUAUGCUGAGUAUAAAGGUGCUAAUCUUCGUACAAGUGUUCAUUUGAUGCCUAUUUCUGUUAAUACCGAAUAUUGUGUACAGGAAUGGAGAGCAGAUGAGAAAGGCGAAUUAAUUUGGCCAGUUUCGAAAGAAGGUAGAAUCCGAGUGGAUUGUCCUAAUGGACCGUUGCAUGCAUCGGCGUAUCGACAAUGCACACAAGGCAGAUGGUCGGCAGUGGAUUCAAGUGAAUGCGCAAUCGCGUCCACACUUACAAAACAACUCCUGAACGCUUUAUCUCAUUCAAACACAAACCGAUCAAUCGAUGAAUUACUCGAGCUCUUCAAUAAUAUUCCACCAGUCUCUACCGACACCAUGUCGGCAUUCGAAACACGUCUGAUCGGCUGGAUUAUUGGUAAUGCAACUUAUGAAUGUUCAAUGUUAAGAAGUCGUCUACGAUCAGUGAAGCUGAACAAAUUUCAAAAUCGCACUGUCAAAUUCAGAAAUUUAGCAAUAUGUGAGCAUCAUCGUGAUAAGAAACAGUCUGAAUUAGCUUCUUAUCAGAACCCCACUAAUGAGGAUAAGCAUCAGCAACAAUUCGGUUUUAUAUCAGCUUAUUCGAAUGGUCAAUACAAUUGUCAGCAACAAGAAAACGUCGAGUUAUUACCAUCGAAUGGAUUGACAUCGAUACGAAUUCCGUGGCAUACAUUCGCAAUGCUCCUACCCUCGCAGACUGUUCUAAAAGUGAUUUGGUUAUCGAAUACAAGCCUUUUCUCAAGCGCAUAUACAGCCGAUGGCAAAUGGGUGGCGUUGAACGACGUUUAUGGAAUUAUGAUCAAGAGUCAAGUGAAAAAAAAUUCCGAUGAGCAGUUAUUGUCGAGAGAUAAUCGAUCGGAAGUAUUAGCUUUGGCAGCAAUCUCAUUCACAUUCCAUAUUCGUAAUCCAAGUGAACAGAUUGAAUUGGGAAUAUGGCAAGAGAACGAAUGGAAACUGGCAAAGCGAACUGAAUGCUGGUUGCGGCGAGUUGCGCCGCAUUACGUACUAAUUCAGUGUACACGCUCACUUGUCACCUCAAUUCUAUCUCGAAAAACAACUAUCACUUUCUUUACAGUGAUGCAGAAUGCUCAACUUAUCGAUGGACAGUUAGUGAAAUGGAACUACUUUUGGCAAACAAAAAAACGUCAACCAGCAAUUUGA